Messenger RNA from Oncorhynchus tshawytscha (Chinook salmon), 1960 nucleotides. Its product is annotated as voltage-dependent calcium channel gamma-4 subunit-like. The transcript has 4 exons. The coding region runs from base 281 to 1270 and encodes 329 amino acids. NCBI's taxonomy places the organism in Eukaryota, Metazoa, Chordata, Actinopteri, Salmoniformes, Salmonidae. Gene Ontology annotation, biological process: neurotransmitter receptor transport, postsynaptic endosome to lysosome; neurotransmitter receptor internalization; transmission of nerve impulse. Gene Ontology annotation, cellular component: postsynaptic density membrane; voltage-gated calcium channel complex; AMPA glutamate receptor complex. Gene Ontology annotation, molecular function: voltage-gated calcium channel activity; channel regulator activity. The record is from RefSeq and is a predicted model, not a curated record.
AGCUAAUCGCACAUCGAAAAACAUCCUUCGUCAAGAAACGUGCAAGUUUAUAAAAUUCAACCUGUGGAGGAAUCAACGACUUCUGCAAUGUGAACUUUGGGGAAUUAAAUCCUCGAGAAGCGUGCAAAGGAAAAAGCUACUGAACUUACCCAUUAAGAAGCAAUCCAGUUGAAGUUUACAUGAAAGUGAUGUUCUAGAAAAAAACCACCAACGAUAGCCAUAUUCUGCUGCGUGGUUCUUUAGUGUGUUUGUAUCCCGUUGUGGAUUAUUAUGAGGCGCCAUGGCGUGGUGUGACCGUGGGUGUCAGAUACUGUUGACCAUCGUGGGCGCUUUUGCAGCUUUCAGUCUGAUGACAAUAGCUAUUGGGACCGACUACUGGCUCUAUUCUCGGGCGUACAUAUGUAACGCCACCAAUGUCACCACGGAGGACAUGCAACCCAAGAAAACUAGAGGCGACCUGACGCACUCCGGGCUGUGGCGGAUUUGUUGUAUAGAAGGGAUCAACAAAGGAAGCUGUCUUCGGAUCAAUCACUUCCCAGAAGAUAACAACUAUGACACAGACAGCUCGGAAUACAUCUUACGUAUAGUGCGGGCCUCCAGCCUCUUCCCCAUCCUGAGCAACAUCUUGUUGUUGCUGGGAGGACUGUGUGUCGGGGCUGGGAGGAUCUACAGCAGUAGGAACAACAUCCUGCUCAGCGCCGGCAUCCUGUUUGUGGCUGCAGGUCUAAGCAACAUCAUCGGCAUCAUCGUCUACAUCUCCAGUAAUGCCGGUGACCCCAGCGACAAGAAGGACGAGAACAACAAGGGCAGCUAUGGAUACGGCUGGUCUUUCUACUUCGGAGCUCUGUCCUUCAUCGUGGCCGAGUCCGUCGGCGUUCUCGCUGUCAACAUCUACAUCGAGAAGAACAAGGAGACGCGGUGCCGGGCGAGGCGUGAGUUCAUCAAAACCACCUCGCCCUACUCCCGUAUCCCUAGUUACCGUUACCGGCGGCGACGCUCCAGUUCCCGCUCCACCGACCCGUCCCGAGAGACCUCACCCGUCGGGGUGAAGAUGGGAGGAGGAGGAGGAGGGGGAGCAGGUGUAGGAAGUGGAGCAAGCUUUGGGAUGCCCAUGGGUGGGAUCUCCAUGUACGCCCUCAGCAGGGACACUAUGAAAAGUGGGAUAGCUGGGUACUGUAGUCCAGAGCGUGACUCAAGCUUCCUGCAGGUCCACAACUGCUUCCAGAAAGAUCUGAAGGAGGGUGUGAACAGGAGAACGACUCCCGUGUGAGAGUUGGAACGCAUCUCUGAACUUGGAAGGAUACAGGAGACUUCACAAAACUGUAAAGGAAACAGCUGGACAGCACAAGACCCAGGAUCAUUGUUGCAGCUACAAAACCCAGACCAUCUUCCAUGUUGAAAGGUCAUAGUUCAUAUGAUGGAGUGUGCUCUUUUCUUUGGUAUAACAAAUUGCCGUCUGUAUUCGUUUGGAUGUGGAGGAGAAAUGGAACCUUACCUAAGGUUUAUUACGAAAACCUUUGGUAAAGCUAAUAUAAGUCCAUUUACAAAAGACUACAGAAACCCAGACCUUUAGUAGCAAUGCUUUUGUGAUACAUGAUAGUGUUUUGCAUACCCCUCAACAAAUGGUAUUCAUAUCUUGUUGUUUUGAUGUUGUCAAGUGAUAAAACUCACUUGAGGGGUUUUGCCAUUGUAACUGGUGCUAUACACUUUCAAUACACUUUCAAUACACUUUAAAUAUUCUGAUUACACUCAGAGAAAGGGUUCCAAAAUAGUUGUUUUGGCUGUAGCAGAACCCUUUUUUGGUUCCGGGUAGAACUCUUUUGGAAAGGGUUCUAUAUUGAAUAAAAAAUAUGAACAUAAAAGAUCCCAGAAAUGUUCCAUGCGCACAAAAAGCUUAUUUCUCUAAAAGGUUGUGCACAAAUUUGUUUACGUCCCUGUUAGUGAACAUUUCUCCUUUGCC